GCUGAGCGCCGCGUGCCUCAUCCCGCCCAGCGCGCAGGUGAGGCGGCUGGCGCGCUGCCCCGCCACUUGCAGCUGUACCAAGGAGUCCAUCAUCUGCGUGGGCUCUGCCUGGGUGCCCAGGACCGUGCCGGGCGACAUCAGCUCCCUGAGCCUGGUAAAUGGAACGUUUUCGGAAAUCAAGGACCGGAUGUUUUCCCAUCUGCCUUCCCUGCAGCUGCUAUUGCUGAAUUCUAACUCAUUUACAGCCAUCCGGGAUGAUGCUUUUGCUGGACUUUUUCAUCUCGAGUACCUGUUCAUUGAGGGGAACAAAAUAGAAACCAUUUCAAGAAAUGCCUUUCGUGGCCUCCGUGACCUGACUCACCUCUCUUUGGCCAAUAACCACAUCAAAGCCCUCCCACGGGAUGUCUUCAGUGAUUUAGACUCCCUGAUUGAACUAGAUUUAAGGGGCAAUAAAUUUGAAUGUGACUGCAAAGCCAAGUGGUUGUAUCUGUGGUUGAAGAUGACAAAUUCCACCGUUUCUGAUGUGCUCUGUAUUGGUCCACCACAAUAUCAGGAAAAGAAGCUAAAUGAUGUGACCAGCUUUGACUACGAAUGCACAACUACAGAUUUUGUUGUUCAUCAGACUUUGCCCUACCAGUCGGUUUCGGUGGAUACGUUCAACUCCAAGAAUGACGUGUACGUGGCCAUCGCUCAGCCCAGCAUGGAGAACUGCAUGGUGCUGGAGUGGGACCACAUCGAAAUGAAUUUCCGGAGCUAUGACAACAUUACAGGUCAGUCCAUCGUGGGCUGUAAGGCCAUCCUCAUCGACGAGCAGGUCUUUGUGGUGGUGGCCCAGCUCUUUGGCGGCUCUCACAUUUACAGAUACGACGAGAGCUGGACCAAGUUUGUCAAAUUCCAAGACAUAGAAGUCUCUCGCAUUUCCAAGCCCAACGACAUUGAGCUGUUUCAGAUCGAGGACGAGACGUUCUUCGUCAUUGCAGACAGCUCUAAAGCUGGUCUGUCAACAGUUUAUAAAUGGAACAGCAAAGGAUUCUACUCGUACCAGUCUCUACACGAGUGGUUCAGGGACACAGAUGCGGAGUUUGUCGAUAUAGAUGGAAAAUCGCAUCUGAUCCUGUCCAGCCGCUCCCAGGUGCCCAUCAUCCUCCAGUGGAAUAAAAGCUCUAAGAAGUUUGUCCCCCACAGCGAUAUCCCCAACAUGGAGGACGUGCUGGCCGUGAAGAGCUUUAGAAUGCAGAAUGCCCUCUACCUCUCGCUCACCCGCUUCAUCGGGGACUCCAGGGUCAUGCGGUGGAACAGUAAGCAGUUUGUGGAGAUCCAGGCUCUUCCGUCCCGAGGAGCCAUGACCUUGCAGCCCUUUUCUACUAAAGAGAAUCACUACCUGGCCCUGGGGAGUGACUAUACAUUCUCCCAGAUCUACCAGUGGGAUAAAGAGAAACAGCUCUUCAAAAAAUUAAGGGAAAUUUAUGUGCAAGCACCUCGUUCCUUCACAGCUGUCUCCACUGACAGGAGAGAUUUCUUUUUUGCAUCCAGUUUCAAAGGGAAAACAAAGAUUUUCGAACAUAUAGUUGUUGACUUAAGUUUGUGAAGGUGUGAUUGGUGAAUUUAAAAGACAUGUAGCACUAGCUCUCGCGAGAGAGGACCAAG
Molecule: messenger RNA, 1647 nt
Organism: Ceratotherium simum simum (southern white rhinoceros)
Lineage: Eukaryota; Metazoa; Chordata; Mammalia; Perissodactyla; Rhinocerotidae
Gene: LGI2
Product: leucine rich repeat LGI family member 2
Biological process (GO): inhibitory synapse assembly
Molecular function (GO): protein binding
Source: RefSeq, a predicted model, not a curated record